AUGUCCGCCGAAGUCCCAACCCAACCACGCAACCUCCCCAUCCUCGCAACGGAGGAGUCCACCGCGGGAAAGACCUACAUCGUGACCGGCGCAAACACGGGUCUGGGGUUCGAAGCGGCAAAGCACUUCGUCCGCCUCGGCGCAAAGAAAGUGAUCUUAGCCGUGCGCAGGAUCGAUACAGGCGAAGCCGCAAAGCGGAAAAUCGACGAGGCCACUGGCACCACUGAUAUCGCGGAGGUCUGGCCUCUUGACCUGAGCAGCUACACCUCCGUCAAGGCUUUUGCGAAGCGCGCAAUUGCGGAACUUGACCGGAUUGAUGCGGUGAUUGAGAAUGCGGCUGUGGCGACGCCGGAGCAGACCAGGGCUGAGGGACAUAAUCUGACUCUCACGGUGAAUGUGCUGAGUACGUUCCUCCUGGCUAUGUUGUUGCUGCCGAAGUUGAAGGGGAGUGCGGAGGAGUAUGGAAUUUUGCCGCGUUUGUCAAUUGUGACGUCUGGUAUUGGGUGGGAUGCGCGUGACAAGUGGGAGGAGAUCAAAGAGGAUCCGUUUGUAAGGAUGGAUGCGCUGCCUGUUGAGGAGUUGAUGGCUACAUACCCCAUAUCCAAGCUUAUGGAUAGCCUCACUGUUCGCGAGCUGGCGGCUCGACUGCCUGUUGAGCAAGGGAAGGUGGUCAUUAAUGCCGUCUGCCCGGGACUUUGCAAGACUGAGCUGGUCCGGAACUGCCCCCCUGCCGUAAAGCAGUCGAUCGUCGAUCAGCAUGUGCUAUAUGGACGGACCGCGGAGGACGGGAGCCGGACGCUACUGGCCGGCGCUGUACUGGGAAAGGAUAGCCAUGGCACCUUCACUUCCAACUGCGAGAUUAGAGAGGACAAAGUGCCUGUCUGGGCGAAGGAUGAGGAGGCCAAGAAGUGGCAGGAGCAUCUAUGGGCCCUCAUUGUGGAAGAACUCGAAGCUGUCGAACCGGGAUGUGUGCAAAAAGCGUUGCAGAACUAG
This is a messenger RNA of Aspergillus mulundensis, 993 nucleotides long. RefSeq lists its product as uncharacterized. Lineage: Eukaryota; Fungi; Ascomycota; Eurotiomycetes; Eurotiales; Aspergillaceae. Bases 1 to 993 code for a protein of 330 amino acids. The record is from RefSeq and is a predicted model, not a curated record. The transcript has 3 exons.